Fusarium proliferatum ET1 is the source of this 1293-nucleotide messenger RNA. RefSeq lists its product as uncharacterized. The transcript is spliced from 2 exons. The record is from RefSeq and is a predicted model, not a curated record. NCBI's taxonomy places the organism in Eukaryota, Fungi, Ascomycota, Sordariomycetes, Hypocreales, Nectriaceae. The coding region runs from base 1 to 1293 and encodes 430 amino acids.
AUGUCAAACCUCCACAACACAACACUCUACCGCAUUGUGACAACUGUCAACGACCCUGAUUUCCUUCCACAAGAGCCAAAGCCAUCUGAGUUUGACCUACAUCUCAUCAUGGAUACAGCUUCUGUUGAGAAGCCCAACUCAGGGACCAACGUUGACAUCCUCAAGGUUGCCAGACAGAUUCAGCACCUAGCACAUUUUUUGACCCGAGGGCCUCCGAUCCCAGGCCUCAGUGUAUCUGAUAAGGAUCUCAAAAUGGUGCGAAUCCUCAGCCCAGUCAUAGAAAUGACAUCUCACCGCCGUCGUUCAGAUUUGGAGUUUCCCCGAGAGUGGGUUGGAGAUGAUGGUGCCCUAGCCAUUGUGCUUCGUGGCUGGAGACGAGAUAUUGACCCUACCAAACUGAGCGAUACACCUGCUGUGGUAGAAACACCAGCACAAGCCACAGAUACUCCGACAGAUGCUGAAAACGCGGAGGCUGACACUGAGACUUAUGAGAAUAUGUCGUUCUUGUCAUAUUCUGCCAAAAGAGAAGCGUACUGGGUCGCGAAGACAAAUGAGCUCGAGCGGAAGCUGCGGAGAUCCGAGCAAGAGAAGGAGUCUUUCAUCCGAGAAAAUCUCAAGUUCAUCCACGAGUCCAACUUGAAGGCCAAGGUAAAGCUCCACGGGGAGGUUCGUCAACUUGAAAGAUCACUUGUCGCAGCCACCAGCAAGAAUGAGUCCCUGGCCAAGCAGAACGAGGACUUGGAGUCAUGUAACAAGACCCUCGUCACUGAGAACGAAGAACUUGUUAAGAAGACCGAAAAGCUGGAGUUGAGCAACUAUGAUCUUGUUACUGAGAAUGCGGAACUUGUUGCAGAGCUCAAGGACCUAGAUUCAGAUGACGCCGAGCUUCUCACUAUGGUCCAGGAAUACCUCAACAAACACGCACUUUCGCGAGAAGCUACCAAGACCCAAGAGGAGAACCUCAUUGCAGAGAAGCAGACUCUAGAGAGCAAGAAUGAGGCCCUCGUGAAGAAACUUGAAGCUCAGAAGAUCGACAACAAGUGCUGUGCCGCCCAGGCUGAGAAGCUCAGGGAGAGAUAUGAGCUAUCUGUGAUGGCGACAAAAGUUGUUAAGGAGCACCUUGAAGAACUAACUGCAAAGGUCAAUGACCUUGAUAGCAGUAAGUUUUUCCUGGCAGCUCAUAACAACGACCUGUCGAUGAGAAACGCAGCUCUUGGUCAUAAAAGCAAACAACUUGAGGAAAGCCUCGACAAGAUUGUCAUGGAUGCGAAAGGCGAGCUCCAGGCUCAGUGA